Messenger RNA from Phragmites australis (common reed), 1537 nucleotides. RefSeq lists its product as uncharacterized. The transcript is spliced from 10 exons. Bases 102 to 1202 code for a protein of 366 amino acids. The record is from RefSeq and is a predicted model, not a curated record. Lineage: Eukaryota; Viridiplantae; Streptophyta; Magnoliopsida; Poales; Poaceae. Gene Ontology annotation, cellular component: membrane.
CACCUCGCCGUGGGGUCCACCAGUCAGCCUCAGCUCUCGCCGCCUCUAGGGACAGCAGCAGCUCUAGAGAGAGAAAGAGAGGCGACCAGAGGAGGAGAGGGAUGGGGCAGGAGAAGAAGGGAGGGGAGGAGGAGGCGGCGGCGGCGCGAGCGGCGGAGCGAGCGCGAGAGCUGCAGGACGCGGCGUCGGGGCUGCUGUCGCGGACGCGGGCGGAGGAGGAGGUGCUGCGCCGCCGCGCCGCCGCGCUCGUGGAGGAGCUCCGGCGGCUCCGGAGGGCGGUGGCCGCGCACGCCGACAGCGAAAAGGUUGAGGAGGACUUGGAUCGAGCAAUGUGCCUCUUAAGCGACGGCGACAUUGCGUCACUGAUCCCAAGCAAGGGACAUGGUUCCUUUCUCAAGAUGUUCUUGGGCCCAGUGAAUCUGCGGGCAACAAGGAAGGAGGUGCAGCUCAAGGUGAAGGAGGAGUACAAUAGCUACAGGGAUAGAACUGCGUUACUGUUUCUUGGUUUUCCAGUGAUCCUAUUGUGUCUUCGAUCAUGGUUAUGGAAUGGAUGCUUUCCAACAUUGCCAGUUCAGCUAUACCAGGCUUGGUUGUUAUUCCUGUAUACAACUUUAGCUUUGCGUGAGAACAUAUUGCGAGUUAACGGAAGUGAUAUCCGUCCUUGGUGGAUACUCCAUCACUAUUGUGCCAUGCUGAUGGCUCUUAUAAGUCUCACAUGGGAGAUAAAGGGACAGCCUGAUUGUGCAUGUAAACAGAGAGGUGUAGAACUUUUUCUGUGCUGGGCCAUAAUGCAAGGAUUUGUCAUGAUGUUGCAGAAUAGAUAUCAGCGUCAAAGAUUAUAUACUAGGAUUGCUUUGGGAAAGGCUAGAAGAAUGGAUGUCGUAUGGGGAGAGACUGCUGGUGUUGAAGGUCAAUUGUUGCUGUUGUGUCCUCUCCUUUUUCUCUUGCAGGGAUUUGAGGGUUAUGUCGGGUUUCUACUUCUUCGUACAGCUCAUACUGGUGUCAUCCCUGAGUGGCAGGUUGUGGUCUGUGGGAUCCUGCUGAUUGCAAUGGCGAUUGGAAACUUUGCAAACACAGUGGACACCUUGAUGGCUAAGUCCAGGUUCAAAGCAAAGAUGAAGAAAUCAAAGAGCAAACGGGAUCUUGACACAUGCACCUCAUCGACGGGUUCAGCGCCAACAGAUUCAACAGCCAGAGCUUGAAAAGGACAAGGGGGAAAGUUCCUCAUCCUAUGAACAUUAUCCAGGGGUUAUUGCCGUUGUAAAGAAUUAGUUUUUUGGCCACCAGCUUCUCAUCCUGACCUUCUCUGUCCAAGCUCACUCUUGUAACCAUCAAACAACUAGGUUGCUGAUGGUCUUAGGUUGAGGGUUAUCAAGAAUAAACUGUUGGUAUUUGUUUAUACUUUUAUCUCGAACAUCGAGUGGGCUAGAUGAACUUAGGACUGUAAGAUUUAGCGAAAUUUUCCCGGUAUAGCUCUUGUGAGACGUAAAUUAUUAGAAAAACAUGUGAAUUUGUAUACAAGCUGUGAUUUUGAUCA